AUGUCUAUACAAUACCCGAAGCAUGGAAUACAACUCCAUAAGUGCCUCACCACUAUGUCUGGCCCGGGUCUCGAACAUGCAACAAAUCCUCACAUACCCGUCCCUCACCCUGGCUGUUGGAUGUCCAGGAUAGAUUCCGCAAUUCCAGACAGCGGAAUGGUUAAAGUAAUUUUGGUCAUCGGGGCCGUGUGGUUGGCCAAUAUGAUCCUCGGCGACGUCCUGGUAUCUCCUUUCCAGUACAGAAAGGGUAGAAAGAAUGAGUUCGGAGACGUCGUUUGCAUCUCUCACGUCGAAGAAGAGGCAGAUGAGAUUCCUAUUUGUCGCAUCGACCAUCACUCCCUCCAUGAAAAGGGUUAUUUUGCGCCUCUGCUCGGCUGGGUGUAUACGGCUCCUAUUUAG
Molecule: messenger RNA, 399 nt
Organism: Aspergillus oryzae RIB40
Lineage: Eukaryota; Fungi; Ascomycota; Eurotiomycetes; Eurotiales; Aspergillaceae
Exons: 1
Coding region: 1-399 (132 amino acids)
Source: RefSeq, a predicted model, not a curated record